Molecule: messenger RNA, 5863 nt
Organism: Daphnia carinata
Lineage: Eukaryota; Metazoa; Arthropoda; Branchiopoda; Diplostraca; Daphniidae
Exons: 15
Coding region: 153-5366 (1737 amino acids)
Biological process (GO): positive regulation of stress fiber assembly; actin cytoskeleton organization
Molecular function (GO): guanyl-nucleotide exchange factor activity
Source: RefSeq, a predicted model, not a curated record
UGUUGUAGUCGUAGGGCUGUGAGCAGUUCAUGACGGCUUCAGCCUUGGUACGAGAUCGUAGCUUAAUUAUAUUGUGUGUUUUUGCAAUGGAUCUGUAAUAUAAGUGCCUUUUUGUUUGAUGCUUCAUAAGCAAAGCAGUGAAGGCGACCGGCAUGGACACUUUCGGCGAAGUGAUCAUCGGCAACAAGAUCUAUUCUGCCUGCUAUGCUCAACCGCCAAGAUCCGUCCUGGAACAGGAAGCCAGUGGAGCUGAGACGGCGAUUCAGAGUACGAGCGAUGCCAUUUGCACGGACACUACGGUUGCGGAUGAUGACGCAACUGGCGCCGUCUCGACGGCCGCAAAUGAUUGUUCCUGGCUCCAACAGGAUCGUCGUAAAGGCUCACUCCUAACGACAGAUCUUGAUGAAUUGCCUGUCAUUCAAGAGCCGGACUAUAUAAAUCUACGCGUCGGAGCCGAGGCCCUAUCCGUCGAUGAAGAAGACAUGAUUCCGGCCGUGUAUCGCAAAGGUCCGACAGCAGGCCACAAUGUAUUUACCAACUCUUACGGACGCGAGGAGAAUAUUUAUGAAGAAAUCAACGAACUACAACGGCGCCUGGCCUUGGAACAGCAGUCGGUCUCCAUGACGACGCCAACGCAACAACAUUUGCCGCGUUCCCAACAGGCGACGACGAGUUUGGUGGAUGAGGUGAUGGAUGAGGUUGCCCGCGUCCGACUCGGCCACGACACGGUUCUCAAUCAACUGAAUCUCGAUCUGGAACAUUUUCUCAAACCGCAAACACCCGAGCCGUCGCCAUCGCCGCCUCCUCUGGAUCAACAAGAGAAUCUCGCACAAGAGUUGGGAGCGGCCGAUGAGCCGGCCAAGCAUCGAUCGCGUAGCAUCGGCGAAGUGGUUGGUGAUAAAGUGAUACCGGUGUUUUCGACUCCACCGACGGGCCGAUUGCCACGGACAUUCAUCUCUCACAAUCGUUCUAAUUCGUCCGUUUCGUUCACGAUGUCGCAGUUAAUCGGUGCCGGCGAACGAUCUUUAGUGCGUUGUGAGUCUCUCGAUUUCGGUGUACACGAUGGCGGACUUCAGAGACGGCCGAGUGUCGUUUCACGUGGCUCGAGUUCCACGUCGUCGUCUGUGUCAUCCAGUAAUCGAUCGGAUACGCGUCAGAGCAUCCGCAACCUUCAUCAAGGCCUCCAGCACGGAAUCCAAGGCCUGGCGGACUGGACGGAAAAGUGCGGGCACAUGUUGGCCAAGCGGAGUAAGAAGGUGAUUGCCUUCGUCAACAAAGAUCGACGGUCAGCCUGUGACGCCGAACCCACUGCCGAUUGCCCCGCUAUCGCCGCCUCAGCUACCGACGACUGUCUGGCCUCUUCACCUACUCUCGGCCCGUCUUCGACAAAUGGAAGCGAUGUGGUCGACUGCGACAACAGGAUUUAUGAAGAUAUCGACCACAACUCGUUUGGCAGCAAUUCGAUGGCCGGUUCGGAGGCGUUGCCAGAUAGUUUAGCUGUUUCAUCUUGCACCACUACCGCCACCGCCGAUUCUGGUUUCUCGCCUGGUCAGACAAGUGGACGCCAGAAUCAUCAAGUUCCAUGUGGCUCCGAUGAUAGCUGGGGAUCUGGCGAAUUUGAAACAUUCUCUUCAGAUGAGCCGGUCGGCGAAGAUGACGACGAUCCCGACAAAAUUCCAUCGCCAAUGAGAUCGGGAACGUUGCGAGCGUUGCUGACGGGCAAAUCGAUUCGUGAUAAAUUGCGCGGAGCGCGUAGUCGCAGUCGAGAGGAAGAAAAAUCAAAUGCUGCAAUUAUGGAGACGCCGAACGCUGGACGCGGUGUCAGUUCGCCACCGCCCGGCGAACGACGUUUUUCUCGCUUGUUUUCGUUGAGACGUUCCUCCGCCAGUCUUCCGUCUCCUGGUAGCUUCAGCUUCAUCAGUGACAGCAGUGUUUCGCCCGUCUCGUCCAGUCCGUGUUUAUCCGCCAGCAAUCAUCUUGCGGCCGAUUUAACUGCGAAAACGUCGAGCCCAUCUGGACGGCCGCUGCCUUUGCCGCAGUUGUUGGAAGAAGACGAAAUCAUGGCUGGGUUGGGUUUAGGCAACGGCAGUUCUACGUUAGGUUCGCUGUUUCAACGACGACAUCAGCCGCCGACGUUGCCUCCGAUCCCGGCCAAUCUCGACGCGGAACAGCUGAAGCGGCGCUACAUCGUCGCCACCAUUAUACACAGCGAAAAUUCUUACGUCGCCUCGCUUCAUCGUCUUGUCAACGAAUAUAAGAAACCGCUGGAAGAGAGCAACCCGCCUAUACUUGGUGCAAACAAGAUAUCGACGCUGUUCCAUCGCCUGCCGGAGAUCCUUCACUGCCACACGAUGUUCCGGUUGGCGCUAUCAGAAUGCGCCCGUACGUGGGACAAGGAAGAGAAGAUCGGCGACGUCUUCGUAGCCAGUUUCUCUAAAGCCGUCGUACUGGACAUCUACAGCGACUUUAUCAACAAUUUCUCGCAAUCGUUGGAUGUGGCCAAACAAGAAUCUAAACGCAAAUCCGCCCUCGCUGAUUUCCUCAAGGUCAAGCAGAUAUCCUCACACGACCGGCUGUCGUUCUUUGGUCUCAUGGUCAAACCCGUCCAGAGAUUUCCUCAAUUCAUCCUUUUACUUCAGGACUUAUUGAAGCACACACCGCAAGGCCACCAGGACCGCAUGUCACUGCAAUUAGCUCUGACGCAGUUGGAAAGCCUGGCCGAGUUGCUCAACGAACGGAAACGUGAAACGGAACAAUAUCAGGCUUUUCGUGACACGCUGCGUCGCGUUUCGGGCAAAUUCUCACUCCGCCCGCUGGCCGAUAACAACCGGUACCUCCUCCGCCAGGAUAACGUGAAUCUUGUGGAAUUCAACCAAAGUGGGAUGAUCUCCAAGACCAAAGAGCGUCGCUUGCUGUUGCUCAAUGACCUGUUGGUGUGCGUCACGGUGGCCUCCAAAUCCGGAGAUGAUUACCGCAACUCUUCCGAGAGACUCACGCUCAAAUGGGCUUUUCCCAUCACAGACGUCGAGGUGGAAGACACGAGUACAUCUCCCACGCUCAGCCGCCUACUUUCAUCCGGCUCUAAUAUACGUUCAUCGGAAGCCGUUAGCGGUGUGGACAAUCUCUGCCAAGAGAUGAACCAACUGAUGCACGAUUACGACGUCAUUACACGUAUCGAUUCGUUGAUUGGAUCGCUUCACGGACAGUAUGAGACUUUGGAUAGGGUCGCAGCAAGAGCCGCUUUGAAUCGGAUCCAACAGCAACUGCAGCAAAAAGACGAGGAAAUGGCUUGGAUCGAUUCGUGUUGUCUACAGUUGGUCGUUCGCAAUCGAUCGGGCAAAGAAGAGAAAUUUACAUUUCAGACAGAGUCGCCCGAUAUCCGCAAAGAUUGGGUCAUCGAACUGCGUCUGGCGCAGUUGGCUUUAGAUCCCAAGAACUCCCCUUCGUGGGAUGUACCCGAACAAGAGAGACGUCCUUCGACGAAAAUGCCCUUAUUUGUCAAAUCCUUGCCCGCUUACAGAUCGCACCAUGAAACUGAGGUGCGUUGCGCCUGCUUCUAUACGACUCUAGUUAGGAAAUCCGUUCCUAGUGUCCGCUGUUUGGCACCGCGCCUGCACAAUUUCCUGUGGGUGGUCACCAGCGACGGUAUCAGCAGCCACGUGACCCUCUUGACCAGUCAACAGCCCGUCGGCCCGUCUCUGAAAGCAGCUGGUGCUUUUAGUUUGGUGGAAGUCAAAGUGACGUCGGUCGAGUUCUCGCCUGGAACACACGCGCUCUAUGAUAAUGCUGAAACGACGGACCAAAUUCGUGGCGACUUGGUUUGGUUGGGAACGGAAAGCCGAAGGAUAUUACUUUAUUCUGCACAUGAGCCAGGCAAAACGGGGCAGGUGGGGUCGUUGAAUCUUCCGGCUCCUGUUGUUCAACUUCGUUAUCACUGUGAUCAAAUGUUUGUUGCCCUGGCCAACGGAACUGUGGCCAUUUUCAAGCGCAACAAUAGUGAAGGCAUCUGGGAGCUCAACUCGCCAGCCACGCUGGUCACGCUGGGAGACGAGCCAGUUGUAUCACUACUUCCCAUCAGUUCCGCAUUGUACGCCGCAUGUGGCCGAAGUGUUUUUGUCCUUGACGGCAUCACGGGGGAAACACUGCGCAAUUUCAGUGUGCAGCAAGACCACAGCGGAACGAUCCAGGCAAUGGCUCACUCGGGUGUCGGUCUAUGGAUCUCGCUGCGCCACAGCAGCACCAUCUGUCUGUACCAUACGGAAACGUUCCGCCACCUGCAAGACAUCAACGUGGCUUCGAAUGUCAACCGGCUCUCCAAGCAAACGUCACAGAACGUCUACGUGACGGCCCUAAUGGCCUGUAAAGGUCUUUUGUGGGUGGGGACGAACGUGGGUAUAGCCCUCAGUAUUCCUCUACCACGAUUGGAAGGUGUGCCGAUCAUCAGUGGCCGAGCCAACGUAUCUCACCACGCUCACAGCGGGCCAAUCACGGUGUUCCUGACGCUGCAAAUGCGAAGCAAAAAUCCCGUUCCAACUCCCUACGCUUCCGUGCCCGUUCAGCAACAUCAGAUGGCUUCUAGUCUACCACCCAGCGGAACGAUCCACGAGGAAAGCGAAAAUGAGUCGACGUCUCCUCGUAGCAAGCCCCUGAUCACCGUCAGCCAAUUGGCCAGUCAGUUCAACACAGUGCCUAAAGCUCGUUCACCUGCGCUGGACAGUCCGUUAAUCUUGAGGCGCAAGAGUAAAGAAUCGUCCCCGUUGAUGACCAAACGUUUGUCACGAACGUUACCGAGAGGUCAUGUUUCAACGGCCACCGAGUGCGAUAUAUUUGGCCUCUACGGCGAACUUAUGAACAUCAAGGACUACGAAGAGUCGGACGGUAGUAGUUUGAUGGGCGGUGGAGGCGGUGCUGGUACCGUCAACGGCAUGUAUGAAACGUUACGCCGCAGCGAUCCAGACCUAGCUGCCAUUCCAGCCAAACUGAGUACUCUUGAUCGGCGAUUGCAUAUGAAGGCGGCCCGGCCGCGCUCGCUGGAUCUUUCCAACUGGUCAGUUGAUUCGCGAUCGUCCCUCUAUACAACAUCGUCUGGAUCGGAGGAUUCCGCAAGCCACACACUGACGCCCAGCGCCACCAUGUCGACGAUGAAUAGCGGUCAAGCGUCGACGUUGAAGCGCGGACAUCAGCGCAGUGUAGAUCCUUCGAAAUCGACGAUGGAUGCCCCUCGAACUGUUUUGACGCUCUCUGGAGGCCGCGGUUACGUCUACACGUAUCAGCGAAAUCAACAGGACGGCGAACGGAAGAACUCGGUCCCUAGUCCAGCCAACACCAACGAUGCCCAUAUUAUUUUAUGGGAAAUGAAGUUGUGAAAGUGCGAUCCUCCUCCUUUUUUUUUUCUCAUUUAAAAAUGACAAAAUGCAACUGAAAAUGGCAACUGAAAACAUGUUCCUUUGUUAAAUUUUUUUUUUUUUCUUGCCCUUUUUGUUCACAUUUUUUGUGUUUCUUCUGCUUUGUUCUUUUCAGAGCUACCGCGAACUACGUUUUUUUCCUCCCUUUUUUUUUUCAGUUUUCGAUAGUAUUCUAUCCAGAAAUACUCUAUAUUUUUGUAUUUGUUUAGUUCAUCGCAGAGCUGCAAACGGUUCGACACCGCAGAAGAAGACUAUGCUUUCAGUUCUACGUUCCAAUGUUGUUUUUUUUGUGUGUGUUUUUCCUGUACAUCAUUUGUUGGCCCUGUAAUUCUUCCCUUCGACAAAGCGCAUUAAACAAAAACAAGAAAAAAAAUUUAAGAAAAACAAAAAAUCACAAUGGAAAAAAGAAAAAUUAACUGAAAUUGAAAUCAGACAAAAUUAAAUAUAUGAUAUACAUA